Molecule: messenger RNA, 4446 nt
Organism: Pyricularia pennisetigena
Lineage: Eukaryota; Fungi; Ascomycota; Sordariomycetes; Magnaporthales; Pyriculariaceae
Exons: 5
Coding region: 1-4446 (1481 amino acids)
Biological process (GO): carbohydrate metabolic process
Molecular function (GO): carbohydrate binding; hydrolase activity, hydrolyzing O-glycosyl compounds
Source: RefSeq, a predicted model, not a curated record
AUGCCAGGCCCCAUCACCAUGAGGCUUGCAUGCCCAUAUGUCAUUUUCCUUCUCCUCCUCGGGAACACCACCAUUGCGCAGGCAGAACUGCAAACUCCCUUGUAUAGCAACAGUAUGGAUCCGCGCCUUACCGUCCGCACAAUUACUGGAAGUUUUACCGGCCUUCAAAACCCAACAUAUGACAACGUGCGCGAGUUUCGCUCCAUCCCUUAUGCCCUGCCACCCCUCGGUGAGCGGCGCUGGCUGCCCCCGUCUCCGCCCCCAGCAUCACGCACCCGCCAUAGCUACAGCUGGCGCUUUCCGCCGCCAUGCCCGCAGUUUGAGUCGCGGAACCCUACGGUGUGGAACUCCAACAUCACUGACUUCAACAUUCGGCUCGGCGCCGGGCAGAGCCAUACGGCAGGCGCCAGCGCGCAGAGCAGCUCGGAGGACUGUUUGCACCUUGCCAUCUGGGCCCCGAUGAACAUUACUGGGGACUACGGGACGGCGAGGGAGGGAAGAAGAGGACUGCCGGUGGUGGUUUUUGUUCCAGGCGGCAGCUUCCAGGUCGGUGGCGUCGACGUUCCAUACCAAAACCCGGCGCAGUGGGUGUCACGCUCGCAGGCCCAUGUCGGAGUCGUCAUCCCUUACCGGCUCAACAUCUUUGGCUUCCCCAACGCAGCCGGUCUGGAACCUGCUCCAUCAUUUGCGGCGUCACCACCACCAUAUGCAACUGGUGGCAGUAAGAACCUAGGCCUCCUGGAUGUUCGCAUGGGUCUUGAGUGGGUAUAUGCCAACAUCGGCGCAUUCGGUGGAGAUAGGGAUAGAAUCCUCCUCUGGGGCCAGAGCGCGGGCGGAGUCUUGGUUGACUCGCUCAACUACGCAUACCACGAUGACGUGCUGGCAUCGGCGCUGUUUCUGCAGAGCGGCGCGGCCGUUGCAAACGGGGCGCCUGAGGAUAUGAAUGGAAGCAACUUUACAUUUGUAGCGAAAGGAUUGGGUUGUGAUUUUCCAGGAGAGCCCGAGGCGGAGCUUGAUUGUAUGAGACAGGUUCCUGCUACUUUGAUUACCAACUUCAUCGGCCGCUAUCAGGACAAUCGCACUGAGCCGUCGAUUCUCUUCCGCCUGCGGCCAGACAACGUGACCGUCUUUGACAACUACACAAAGCGCACAGAACAGGGCCUCGUAUCCAAGGUCCCCGCCAUAAUCUCGCUCACGGCGAACGAACAAUCGUCACUAAUUAGAUAUCCGCGCGGCGACGUAGCAGCCGGCCCGAACCAGACGGAAGUGGACCGACUGACGGUAGAGUUCGUCUGCCUGGCAAGCAACGCGACCGACGCGCGAGUAACAGCGGGUCUCGAAACGUACCGCUAUCAGUUUGCGGGCAACUACAGCAACCUCGCCGUGCUCCCCUGGAUGGGGGCAUUUCACGGAAUCGAUGUUGCCUUUGCCAUGGGUACGUACGGACGGAAAUUUGAUCAAGACAGGACUCGGCCGGGUAGUGUGGAGGAGCAGAGGAGGGUCAGCGAGGUCCUCCAGGAUCACCUACUUGCUUUUGCAGAGGAUCCACGGGGAGGCCUAAGACGGUUGGGGUGGUGGCCACAGACAAGGCGGGUGUGGGAUGAGGAGGGUGCCAUGAUGUUGAGGUUUGGGAGUCAGGAUUUGGGGCGAGUAAUAGCAAAUUACAUACCCUGGGUAGGAACCGCUACCAUCUGGAUGUUCUUCGAUGCCCAUCUACGCACUUUGGUUGCCCAAUGGUGUCAAGAUAAGAUCUUCAGCUUUUCCGAUCCGGCCGAUGCUCUUUCCGGGUGUCCUGGAUAUGUGGCUUCCAAUGUGGAGGAGACGUCUUCGUCCCUCAUCGCGGAUCUGAAGCUCGCUGGGGAGGCAUGCAACGUCUACGGCAGGGACUUGGUCGAGCUGAAGUUGCUUGUUGAGUAUCAGACAGAUAAGAGACUGCAUGUCAAGAUAUACGACGCAAAGCAGCAAGCCUACCAGAUACCAGAGUCAAUCAUCCCUAGUCCCCAGCAUCAAAAGACCUCAUUAUCUCAAUCUGAAGUCACCUUCCACCUCAUAGAGUCCCCAUUUUCCUUCGCAGUUACCCGCAGCAGUAAUGGCGAGGUUCUUUUCAACACCUCCCGCGAGCAUCUCAUCUUCGAGGACCAAUAUAUUCGCCUCCGCACCGAACUUCCUCCUGACCCGAAUAUUUACGGCCUAGGGGAGCAUGCCGACAGCUUCCGCCUACCGACCCGGAACUAUCACCGCACGCUCUGGAACGCCGACAUGGCCUUCAACCCGUCCCAAGCAAACCUGUACAGCGGUCACCCAACUUAUUUUGACCAUAGGCCCGGUUCCGGCACCCACGCUGUCUACCUGCGCAAUGCGGGCGGCAUGGAUGUCAAAAUACACCGCACCGAGGCCGACGGCCAGUACCUCGAGUAUAAUCUCUUGGGUGGCGUCCUGGACCUGUACUUCCUGGCCGGCCCAGGCCCAGCUGAGGCGAGCAGGCAGUAUGCCGAGACCAUCGGACUCGCCGAUAUGCCGCCUUACUGGGCGCUCGGUAUUCACCAGUGUAAAUACGGCUAUUGGGAUGUCUACAUGCUGGCCGAGGUCGUUGCCAACUCAUCCACCGCCGAGAUCCCGCUUGACGUUUUGUGGUCUGAUAUCGACUCCAUGGACGGCCGCAAGGACUUUACCCUUGACGAGGCCCGCUUCCCCAUGGACAGAAUGCGCCAACUUAUCGACACGCUGCACGGCCGCGGACAAAAGUUUGUCACAAUGCUGGACUCGGCCGUGUCGCGCGAGGCCGACUAUGCACCCUAUACGCGUGGCACGGCUCAGGAUGUCUUUCUCAAGGCUGACGACGGAAGCCAUUACCUGGGAAUACAGUGGCCCGGAGUCGUGGUCUGGCCGGACUGGACUGCGCCGAACACGCAAGCCUGGUGGACCGACGAGAUCUUGCGCUGGUUCGACCCAGAGACGGGCAUUGAUGUGGAUGGGCUGUGGAACGAUAUGAACGAAGCGUCAAACUUCUGCGGGAACGUCGACUGCAACCCGGAGGAGGACAAGGGGGACAACCCGCCAGACCCACCAUUUCCGCCACGGCCUAACACCGGACGACCCAUCCCUGGCUUCCCGGCCGAAUUUCAGCCGGAUUACAAUGAAAGCAGCCGUGGCAUCAAGAUGGAAUUCAUAAACCGUGUCAACAACAUGCACACGGAUGGCUCGAUCCCAGAACUUCGCCGCCGUGACAAAGUGAUAGCGGAAGUGAAAGGCCUUCCGGACCGCGAUCUGCUAUAUCCCAAGUACAAGAUCCAAAACCGGCGUGGCGAUCUAUCAGCCGGCACACUGUGGACCAACAUCAGCAACCAUGACGGCUCAUUUCAGUACGAUACACACAACUUUUACGGCGGGACCAUGGCACUUACAACCCGCAAAGCCCUGGCUACUCGCAACCCGACGCGCCGCCCCUUUGUUCUUACACGAUCCGCUUUCGCAGGGGCUGGACACCAGGUUGCCCACUGGUUCGGUGAUAAUACGUCCACGUGGCGAGACCUCCGCCUCUCAAUUAUGCACAUGCUGGCUGCGGCUGCGCUACAAAACAUGCCAGUCGUUGGGUCAGACGUGUGCGGCUUCAACGGCGAUGCCGAGGAGCGUAUGUGUCAGCGAUGGACCCUCGCUGCCGCCUUCCAGCCUUUCUUCAGGAACCAUGCCGACCUUGGCUCUCAGCACCAGGAAUUCUACCUCUGGGAGAGUGUGGCCGCCACCGCUAGGAAGGCGAUCCGCACCCGUUAUCGGCUGCUUGACCUCCUGUACACGGGCGUGAGGACACAGACCGCCUCAGGGGAGCCAGUGGUCAGACCUGUGUUUUAUGUCUACCCUGAUGACAGUGAGGCGGUUGCUGUCGAGACGCAGUGGUUCCUCGGGUCUGAUGCUGAGGUCCUAAUCUCGCCCGUCGUGGAAGAAGGAGCAACAAGACUGGACUUUUACCUUCCCAAUGACAUCUUUUACGACUUUUGGACGCUCAAGAAGGAACGUGGACGGGGCAAGAUGGUUGCAAAGGAGCAUGUUGGCUGGGAUGAGAUUCCCGUGCACAUCCGUGGCGGCAAGGUUCUGCCUCUUCGGGAGCACGGCACGGCCAAUACGACGGCCCAAUUGCGCAAGGAGAACUUCGUCAUCGUUGUUGCGCCGGGGCUGGAUGGCACCGCGACCGGGAGUCUGUAUCUGGACGAUGGGGAGAGUGUCAACCCCGAGGAUCAAGUCACCGUGGUCGACUUCUCGUGGGAUGGAAAGCGGUUUGCUGCGUCGGGUAACUGGGGCUUUGAUACCGAGUUGGUUGUGGAGGAGGUCUUGGUGCUUGGGCAGGAGAAGGAGGCCGGAUUGCCGGGAAUGGUCUAUGACGAUGAGAUCGGUGUGGUGCGUGUAAAGGGGCCCUGGAGUUUGAAAGGCGACUUUGACUUUAGUUUCUGA